This is a messenger RNA of Plectropomus leopardus (leopard coralgrouper), 4909 nucleotides long. RefSeq names its product kelch-like family member 40b (gene klhl40b). The record is from RefSeq and is a predicted model, not a curated record. Gene Ontology annotation, molecular function: protein binding. NCBI's taxonomy places the organism in Eukaryota, Metazoa, Chordata, Actinopteri, Perciformes, Serranidae.
GCGGCCGGACUAUAAAUAAACUACCAGUUGGAGCUCAGUUGAAGGGUCAGGACAGCUGAAGGAGUGGGCUGUCCCGGAGUUCAGCUGGUGUGGGCUAACAGCAGACUGUGUGUCUGAAUCCUCUUUCCAGGCAAGAAACUAAAACUCUGCUAUAAAGAAGAUCCACUUUUGUUUGAUUUGAAGCCCCUGAAAGGCUCUUCAAACCCCCCUGCCAGGCGCGAUGGCUCUACCGAUAAACCCCAUGGACGAACCCAGGAUGUACCAGCAGACGUUGCUCCAGGACGGCCUGUAUGACCUGCUGGAGAAUGACAAGCUGGUUGACUGUGUGCUGAAGAUCAAAGACAAGGAGUUUCCCUGCCACCGGCUGGUCCUGUGCGCCUGCAGCUCCUACUUCCGCUCCAUCUUCCUGUCUGACAUAGAGGAGAGCAAAAAGAGAGAGAUCGUCCUGGAGGAUGUGGAGCCGGGCGUCAUGGGGCUGGUCCUCAAGUACCUGUACACCUCCAAAAUCAAUGUGACGGAGCAGAACGUCCAGGACAUCUUCGCCGUGGCUAAUGUGUACCAGAUCCCUUCAAUUUUCACUGUUUGUGUGUCUUUCCUUCAAAAGCGCCUGAGCCUCAGCAACUGUUUGGCUAUAUUCAGGCUCGGCUUGAUGUUGGACUGUCCCAGGUUGGCCGUCUCUGCCCGAAACUACGCCUGCGAGCGUUUCCAGCUCAUCACCAGAGAUGAAGAGUUCCUCCAGUUGCUCCCUAGUGAGUUGGCAGCCAUUUUAGCAAACGACAAUCUGAACGUAGAGACAGAGGAGGCGGUGUUCGAGGCUUUGAUGAACUGGGUGUCUUACGACUCUCAGAACAGAGAGAAAGACCUGCCAGGUUUGCUGGAUUGCAUUCGUUUGCGUCUGGUCAAAGAGGACUACCUGAAGGAGAAAGUGGAGAAACACAAACUGAUUGCCUUUAAUCCGGAGCUGCAGGAGAAACUCCAGCUGGUUCGGGAUGCUCUCGUUGGGAAAAUGCCAGAGGUUAAAAAAAGCAAAAGCAAAAAGGAGGACGGUGGAGCAGAGAAAAAUGGAGAGAAUGAGGAUAAUGAGGAAGAGGAGGGUCUUCUCCCGGGCAUCCUGAAUGAUAACCUGAGAUUUGGCAUGUUUGUCAGGAACUUGAUACUGAUGGUGAACGAGGUGGGUGCUGUGGCCUACGAUCCCAAUGGGAACGACUGCUUCGCGGCUUCACUUUCCACGCAGGUUCCCAAAAACCACGUCAGCUUGGUCACCAGGGAGAACCAGAUCUUUGUGGCGGGAGGAUUAUUCUAUGAUGAACAGAACAAAGAAGAUCCACUGUGCUCAUAUUUCCUACAGUACGACCCGGUCACUGCUGACUGGCUAGGGAUGCCUCCUCUCCCGUCUCCACGCUUCCUGUUCGGGCUGGCCGAGGCUGAGAACUCCAUCUUUGUUUUGGGAGGGAGGGAGCUGAAGGAGCAGGAGCGCACGCUGGACUCCGUUUUGGUCUAUGACAGACAAUCUUUUAAAUGGGGUGAAUCAGAGCCGCUUCCAUACCCGGUCUAUGGACACGCAACGGUGUCACACAGUGAUGUUGUUUAUGUGAUUGGAGGAAAGGGAGACGAAAAGAGCUGUCUGAAGAAGAUGUGUGCGUAUGACGCCAAGAGAUUUGAAUGGAAGGAGCUUGCACCCAUGAAGGUUGCCCGUUCUUUAUUCGGAGCCACUGUUCAUAAGGACAAAAUAUAUGUGGCGGCGGGAGUCACCGACAGUGGGCUGACAGACUCUAUGGAGGUGUACGACAUUGCUACAAACAAGUGGACAGACUUUGUAGCGUUUCCCCAGGAGCGUAGCUCUCUGAACCUGGUGUCUUUAGCUGGCCAGCUGUACGCUGUAGGAGGUUUCGCCAUGAUGCCUUUGGAGGACAGCGACGAGAUGGUUCCCAAAGAGAUGAACGACAUUUGGAGGUUUGAUGAGACAGAGAAGAAGUGGAUGGGGAUCCUCAGAGAGAUCCAGUAUGCUUCAGGAGCCACUAUUCUGGGGGUCCGCCUCAAUACGCUGCGUCUCACCAAGAUGUAAAAGCGUCUCCAGUUCCUGCUUGCAGAACAGAAAUCUAUGCACAGUGAGAUGUCACAUUGGUUAAAAAAUCUGCUACUGUAGUGUUCAAUGUUUUAUUUUACACUAGUUCUAAUACUGUACUUGUGCCUUAAUGUCAUGUACAUUUUUUGAUUGAAGAGAUUUUUAUAUAUGAGUUUCAGUGAUUUUAAUCUGGCUGAGAUUGUAAAACUGUAAACAGUCUGUAGCCCACUGACAUUUUUUGCACUGUAAUUAAAUAAAAUAUUAGUAUUUAACACCAAAAACUUGUCCUAACAGCAAUGGUAAAAACGUGUUGGCAAAGAUUUUGUAAAUUUCCCAACAGAUGGCAGCAAAGUCAUAAUGUGGGUGCCUCCAGAGAGGAUGGCUUAAACAUGACACAGUGCAAAAAAAAACAACAAACAAAACAAUUCACAAUUUGUUUGUACAGACAAAAGCACAUCACACAUCUCCAUUUGCAAUAAUAUAUCUAUACUGUUUAAUAUUGAAAUGAUUUCAUUACGCUCUGCUUUGUUACAGACAGUAAACACUAGUCAAUAAUACAAUAAAAGACAGAAAAUACAGUCUAAUGUUAAUAGCACCUCUAGACACUAUCGUCCUUGUACGGUUUUUAGUAUUUUAAUAUAGCUGAACUUGACAACUACUGCCUACACAUGGUCUUUGUACACCAGAGUUAACUAAGACAUAGUGUUUACAUUAUAAAGUAGAGAAUCAGCAAAUAACAGUACACAGUAUGAUUUAACACAGCUGCAGUAUGAGUAAGUAUGGGAGAUGUAGAGGGUACGUGGAUAAUACAUCUUUGAAUUGACUAUGGCAUUGGUGCCUAUGGUUAUAUUAUCACAUAAAUCUUUGCCCAAAAAGGGGAAAAGUCACCAUCAAACAAACUUAGAACAGCCAACCAAACUUUCACAUGCAAAGUAACCAACAUUUGUUUUCCAAUUUUCUGGUUUAGUUUAUAUGGAGCCUCAAAACCGCCAAAAUGCAGUAAAACAUUAGCAGAUGAGUCUAAAAUACCACUAAACACAUCAAUAAAUACUGUCAUAAAGAAAUAGUGUGAAAUCUAACUUUAUUUUACCCUUAAAAGAGUCUGUAAAAAAGCAAAAUACUAUUAUUUGGGUAACAUUUUUAAAGGAUUUUAGAGGAUUUUGUGGUUAGCCAGCUUGUUAACUUAUAAAAAACUCAUACAAUUAUCCCAGCAAGUACACAAAUGCUGAUCAUUCUUAUAAUCUACAAUACACUACUGUCAUGUUUGCUAGCUAAGACUCUGCUAUUGUAGGUACGUUAUCCUUUACAUUUUGUAAAUGAGUUUGUGAUUUAAUGUCUCUUUUCAAACAUAUUAAGCUUAAAUACAAACAGUAGCUUAUUUUUAAGUGACUGGAAGUUAAAGGAAAAGUAGUUCUCGAAUUUUCACAUAUGAGAAGCUGAAACCAGAACAUUUUGGCUUUUUUUUUUUUAACAACUAAAAAAGAUUGAUGGAUAAUCAGAGGGUUAGGAUUAUUAUUAUCAAUAUGAUACAUUUUCUGUCUCUACAUUUUAAUAAUUCAACAAACAAUAUAUAUAUGUAUUUUUAAUUUUCAGUUCUUUUGACUUGUAUGGUAACUUUUUGUCAGUUUUGGGGCUCCAUACAUUUGUACCCAAAAUACGGGAAGCUAAAAACAAAAAAAAAAAUGCUCCUCCAUUCUUAGAAAAAGAGCCUUUUUCCAACUUCAAAAGAGUAACAAAUUUCUUCAAAUUCUUACAUACAUACAAUGUUUUCCCUCCAAUAUCAUCACAAAACUUUAGUUAUUGCUACUGAAAAAAUAGCAAUAAUCCCCAAACUUUUCUCGAAGCUAAAGGCCACAGAAUCAAAUCCUUUUGGAUACACACUUCGGCUCUAGAGGCUGAACUCCAAAAACUACAAGUUCCAGUAGAGACCCAACUCGGCAAUCCUAUAAGCACUCUGCUGUGUACCCACUGCCAUGCCUUAAUGUUUCAAUAUGUGACAAACAUUUGCCUUGAGUGCAAUGCAAAGUGCACAGUCACUGUGGGUCUAGGCACCCGCUUAAUCACUGACAAACCCUCAUUUAAGGACAAGGGCAGGUCCACCUUUGCCUAAUCUAAUACAAGCCUUUGGCUGCUAGCCUUAAUAAAGGAGAAUUUGGCUAAUUAAAACACAUAAAGCCUACCUGCCUAGAAUAUAGGACCCUAAAAACUGUGCAAAUUUUCCCUUCUCAGCUUCUAAAAUCUCAGCUUUACUGCCAUGUAACUUUUAAAUAAGAAAAACUUACACUUAAAAUAAUGUAAUAUUAUUUUUUUAGGAUUUGGGAGAUGUCAGGGCUCAUAAAUGUCUCUCUCUGAUACAUUUUAAAGCACAGCUUGAUCAAGUGUUGCUUUGAUGAUGUAUCAGAUGGGUCUUGUUUGCAUUUUAGGGAACACUUGUUCACUAAAUAAUCCAAGACAAAGGAUUAGCAUUUAAAUUCUGCUUUCUAGGAUAAAUUUAGACUUCCCCAUUUCUUCCAAAUGGGGUGUCAUGUUUUCAAAUAUAUAUAUAUCUUUUUAUAUACUUUUUUUUAAAAAACAUUGGCCUUUGAAGACAAAUCAAAUAAUCUGCUCAGUGUCAUUCACCCCCAAAAUAAUGAAUGUGUGGUAGUUUGUUUGAUUUAUUAUAAUACUAUUUGAUUAAUACAACACUGAGUUGGAAGUCUGUAACUUAAGUAGACAUUAGUAUAAUAUUUCAAUCUGAUUCCAAGCAGGUACAUAUAGUAGUGCUUCUUUUUGCAAGGGCUGAACAAACAGUUUUGAUGUCCCUUUGGUCUAAAUAAAAUGUUGUUUCAGAGCACCUGCCAAGGA